Arabidopsis arenosa is the source of this 1780-nucleotide messenger RNA. The record is from the annotation of a GenBank genome assembly. Lineage: Eukaryota; Viridiplantae; Streptophyta; Magnoliopsida; Brassicales; Brassicaceae.
CCACAACAUCUCUCUCUUUAGGGUUUUAAAAGUUUAUCAUCUCUCUCUCUUUCUCAGACAAAACAUCAAUCGGAUGAAACUCACUUAAACAACAACUUUUUGAUUAUAAUCCAAUGGCUGUGUAUUACCCAAAUAGUGUCGGCAUGCAAUCUCUCUAUCAAGAAUCCAUUUACCUCAACGAACAACAACAACAACAACAACAACAAGCUUCUUCUUCCUCUGCUGCAUCUUUCUCCGAGAUUGUCUCCGGCGAUGUUCGAAACAACGAGAUGGUAUUUAUCCCACCAACAAGCGACGUUGCCGUCAACGGAAACGUUACGGUGUCAAGUAACGAUCUAAGCUUUCACGGUGGUGGUCUUUCUUUAAGCCUUGGUAAUCAGAUCCAAUCAGCUGUCUCUGUUUCUCCGUUUCAGUAUCAUUACCAGAAUCUUUCAAACCAAUUGAGUUACAAUAAUCUUAAUCCUUCCACUAUGUCUGAUGAGAAUGGGAAGAGCUUGAGUGGUCAUCAUCAACAACAUCAUCACUCUGAUCAAAUUUUACCUUCCUCUGGUUACAACAACAAUGGUAAUGGUGUUGGUUUCUACAACAAUUACCGUUACGAGACAUCAGGGUUUGUGAGUAGUGUUCUGAGAUCUCGUUACCUUAAACCAACACAGCAAUUGCUUGAUGAAGUUGUUAGUGUAAGGAAAUAUUUGAAAUUGGGGAAUAAGAAGAUGAAGAACGAUAAAGGUCAAGACUUUCAAAAUGGGUCUAGUGAUAACAUUACAGAAGAUGAUAAAUCGCAGGAGUUAUCUCCUUCUGAACGUCAGGAGCUACAGAGCAAGAAGAGCAAGCUUUUGACAAUGGUGGAUGAGGUAGAUAAAAGGUAUAACCAAUACCACCAUCAAAUGGAAGCUUUAGCUUCGUCUUUCGAGAUGGUAACAGGUCUUGGAGCAGCUAAGCCUUACACAUCGGUCGCUCUGAAUAGAAUCUCUCGCCAUUUCCGCUGCUUGCGUGAUGCGAUAAAAGAACAGAUUCAGGUAAUCAGAGGGAAGCUUGGGGAGAGAGAGACUUCUGAUGAACAAGGAGAGAGGAUACCGCGUCUUAGGUAUUUAGAUCAACGGUUGAGACAACAGAGAGCUUUGCAUCAACAGCUUGGAAUGGUUAGACCAGCUUGGAGACCACAAAGAGGCUUACCUGAAAACUCUGUCUCUAUACUCCGAGCUUGGCUCUUUGAGCACUUCCUUCAUCCAUAUCCUAAAGAAUCAGAGAAAAUCAUGCUUUCGAAGCAGACAGGACUAUCGAAAAACCAGGUUGCAAACUGGUUUAUUAACGCGAGAGUUCGACUAUGGAAACCGAUGAUCGAAGAGAUGUAUAAAGAAGAGUUUGGAGACUCAGCAGAGUUACUCUCUAACUCUAAUCAAGACACCAACAAAAUGCAGGAAACAUCUCAGCUCAAACACGAAGACUCUUCGUCUUCGCAACAACAGAAUCAGGGAAACAACAACAACAUCCCAUAUACAUCUGAUGCAGAAGAAAACCUCGUCUUCGCAGAUCCCAAACCAGACCGUGCUACUACUGGAGAUUACGACAGCUUGAUGAACUAUCACGGGUUUGGUAUCGAUGAUUACAAUCGAUACGUUGGCCUUGGAAACCAACAGGAUGGCAGAUAUUCUAAUCCCCAUCAAUUACACGACUUUGUUGUCUAAAGGUUUCUGAGCUUUUCACAAGCUUAAGAACUGGCAAUGCCAGUUGAUUGGGGAGUAUGAUUCUUGAAGCGCAAGAAAAUGCGCUCUUGGCA